CUGUGUGUGUGCAUGUGUGUGUAUGUUUAUAUGUUUGAGAGAGGGGGGGAAAAAAAGGGGGCAGAGAAGAGGUGCAGAGGUAGAGCAGGAGAGAGCAGACACAGGAAAACAACACAAACAACAGGAAAAAAAGAGAGAGAGAGGGAGAGACCGGCACAGCAUGAGCAAGAAUGGCUGCCGUGUUCAUGGCUACAAGCAUGGUGGGGAAAGCCAGGUCGUCCAAUUUCACCCUCUCGGAGAAGCUGGAUCUGCUGAAGCUGGUGAAGCCCCACAUUAGGAUUCUGGAGGAGCACACCAACAAGCAUGCCGUGAUCGUGGACAAAAACAAGUGCUGGGACAGCAUCGCCGACCAGUACAACGCGCUGGGGGGGGACCGCCCCCCCCGGACGGCACAGGGCCUUCGCACCUUGUACAAGAGGCUGAAGGAGAGUGCCAAACAGGAAAUGGUCCAGAGGAAGCAUGCCCAGCCCGAGUACCGGGGCAGCAUCUCUGAGCCCACCAAGAGGGUCAUGGAGAUGAUCCCUCACCUCUUCCACCCCCUGCAAGAGAAGGAGCACAGCGCCAUGCACAGGGUGUUCUACAAGCACGAUUCGCCCAUCGAGCAGCCCGGGAGCAGCUCCUCCCUCCCACCCCUGUCGGACUACCAGCCGGCCGCCGUGGCGGUGCAGCUGGACCACGACGUGGACGUCAAGCCCCCGCCCGACCUCACCAUCCUGUCCACUCGGAUCGAGGGCGACCGCGAGGACGAGGACAUCGGCUCCGUCCAGGGCUUCGACGGCUCUAUCUCGCCCUGCCCGUCCUCGGUGAACCUGGCCAUGUCGCCCUCGCCCGUGCCGCUGCGGCGGGACCUGUACGCCCGGCCCGAGGGCCUGCGGCACCUGGCGGGCCUGGAGCAGGAGACCCUGCAGCUUUCCAAGGAGGAGCACGAGCUGCUGAUGGACAACCAGAGGAAGAUGGGGCUGUACAUCGAGGAGAAGCGCGAGGGGCUCAAGAGGAAGCAGCAGCUGGAGGAGGAGCUGCUCAGGGCCAAGAUCAAGGUGGAGAAGCUGAAGGCCGCGCGCCUCAGGCACGGGCUCCCCAUCCCGCACAUGUGACCUCCCCGGGAGGGGGGCCUCGCCCUCCGGCCUACGGGCGUCUGACUCCCGGCACCAGGAGUGCUCCGGAUUUGCCUGCGACGCCAAGCGGAGACCCCUUCUUUCCUCUGCAGAGCUGCGGCUGAGCUGGACCUGGCCAAAUCACUGUUUCAUUGCAGCUCUCGCAACAGGAGGUGAUUCUCUCUGAUGCCAGAAUGAACACCAGUGGCUCCCCCCCCGAUUGCAACGACUGUGUGCCCCUCUUUUACUGAUCGAUCCUUUUCUGAAAAACCUAAGUUUUCCCCCACAAAAAGUCUAAACUCCAGGUUCUAAACUCUGGCUUCCUCUGGUUGUUUGCCGUGCUCUUUUCUCCCUUCAGUGUCU
Megalops cyprinoides (Indo-Pacific tarpon) is the source of this 1457-nucleotide messenger RNA. It is a transcript of the gene fsbp, whose product is annotated as fibrinogen silencer-binding protein. The transcript has 2 exons. The coding region runs from base 171 to 1094 and encodes 307 amino acids. NCBI's taxonomy places the organism in Eukaryota, Metazoa, Chordata, Actinopteri, Elopiformes, Megalopidae. The record is from RefSeq and is a predicted model, not a curated record.